UCUCUCCCUGCUCCGUUGACCACCUUUAUUAAAGUCCGACUGCGCCAGGAGCACAUUGAGCACAUUCGUGAGACAGCACGCGUACGCAGGCGGUCUCCCAAGGCAACGUAUGAUAGAGCGAUAGCAGGAGCUUGUCCCGUCGCCCGUCCUGUCCUCUACUGUCCGCAGCGGGUCAGCAGGAGCGCCGGUGGACCAUGUUCGAUUGGUUCAGAGAAAAAAAGGAAGCCGAGAAGGAUCCCUGUUUGGAGGCCAUGGGCGCCUACGUGAGGUGCGUGGAAGGCAAGGCCGACGGACUACGGGACGGGGACGAGUGUACCGCAGAGGUCGAAGCGUACAAAAAGUGCCGCCAGCUGGUCAGGGAAGCAAAGAAGCUUGCAAAGGCCGAUGCCGCCGUCCCUGCUGCUGGUGGUACAACAGCGGAUGAUGGCGACAAACAGCAGCCGCGAUAGCACAGCGCAUGGUGUUAUGUCCGUGAGGUUGGCACCACCGUCGCCUGUAGCUUUAGUAGGUCCUCAGUGGGUGUCACCACCGUUGCCUGUAGUUAAAGGAGGUCCUCAGUGGGUAGUCGGGAAAGUUUGCGGCGAGGAUGUUUGGAAGGCUGGUGGAAGGCUGGGAACGGUAUUAAUAACCUUCGUCUCUAGUUCAAACUGGAGCUGCAGUGUGUUAUCUUUGCUCCGCGCUAAUCUUGCAGGCGGUGCACUACCUUCGCCGUUCGCGACCUCUCGCCGCAGCAGUUGACUUGAUGCCGAAUCAAGCGGUGUCGGCAGUCUAGUACGCCAAGCUUGGGGCUGCGAAAGACUAUUAAUAACAUGACGAAGGG
This is a messenger RNA of Ectocarpus sp. CCAP 1310/34, 820 nucleotides long. The record is from the annotation of a GenBank genome assembly. Lineage: Eukaryota; Phaeophyceae; Ectocarpales; Ectocarpaceae.